Molecule: messenger RNA, 2001 nt
Organism: Erythranthe guttata (spotted monkey flower)
Lineage: Eukaryota; Viridiplantae; Streptophyta; Magnoliopsida; Lamiales; Phrymaceae
Source: RefSeq, a predicted model, not a curated record
GAAGACAGAGUAGACAGAGCUAAGUAGACAGAGAGCUAUGGUUUCCAGUACAUACGCUCGUCGAACAGCUUCUGCUGCAAAACCUUUUAUUCUAAGACCUUCCGAAAGAGGUGAGCUUUCAACUAUUAUCAUACGCUCACAAAAUUCCAUCCCUUCAACGCAACCCCAACAAAUCCCGCUUCAAAAAUCACUCAAAACAGACCAAAAUGCUUCAGUUGUAAACGACGCACUGAAGGCGUUCGACGAUAUGCUUCAGUUGCAAACCCAGCCACCAAUUUCAUCAUUCAACACGUUGCUAGGCACAGUUGCGAAAUCGAAGAGGUACCGCGAUUUGUUUAUUAUGUUCGAUCGAAUGGCGGAAGUUGAUUUACUGCCUGAUUACAUUGGGAUGCACAUUUUGCUUAAUUGUUAUUGUGACUUGAAGAGAGUUGGUCUCGGUUUUGCUGUUGUGGGUGGGAUUAUUAAGAGGGGUUACAAACCAAACAUUGUUACGUUUACUUCGUUGAUCAAAGGGCUGUGCUUGGAAGAUAAACUAGGUGAUGCUUUAAGUUUGUUGAGGAAAAUAAUCGGAUUCGGUUUUCGCCCAAAUGUUAAGACUUGGGGGACUUUGGUCAAUGGUCUCUGUAGGAGUGGGAAUGCAAAGGUUGCUCUACGACUGCAUGAGGAAAUGAGAAACGGAACUGUCGGUUUUGAUUUGAAAUUUGAUCCGAAUUUGAUUUAUUAUUCUUGCCUCAUUGAUGGUUUGUGUAAAGAGGGUCUUGUGGAAAAGGGUAAAGAAUUGUUUCUUGAAAUGGAGGGGAGGGGUAUUUCCGCUGAUGUCGUUGCAUAUGGCGCCUUAAUUAACGGUUUGUGCAGAAUCGGUGAUUGGGAGAGGGGGAGAGAUUUAUUUUUCCAAAUGAUGGAUAGAGGAAUUCGGCCCAAUGUCGUGACGUUUAAUAUGCUGAUCGAUGCACUUUGCAAGGAGGGCAAAACCGAUGAAGCGAGUGGGCUGUUGGAUUUCAUGAUUCGGAGGGGAGAGAAGCCCGAUUCGAUUAUAUUCAACACUUUGAUCGAUGGGUACUGUCUGGAGCGUAGAAUUGGUGAUGCAAGAAAGUUGUUUGUCUCAAUGAGGGAUGAAGGCCACGAGAGAGAUGUUGCAAGCUAUAACGUGUUGAUUAAUGGAUAUUGCAAGUGUGGCAGAUCGGACGAGGCAAUGAGCCUUUUCAAAGAAAUGCUUUGCAAUAAAUACAAGCCGACUGUAAUUACUUUCAACACUUUAUUAACCGGUCUAUUUCAAAAGGGUAAAGUUAAGGACGCGCAAGAACUUUAUUCCAGCAUAAAAGAUUACGAUCUAACUCCGGAUUCUGCUACGUAUAGUAUAUUACUGGACGGGUUUUGCAAGAAUGAUUGUCUUGAGGAGGCAAUAGAGUUUUUUCAAACUCUCGAAAAAUCUGGCUAUAAGCCGAACAGUCUAACUUGUAACUGUCUACUUGACGGAUUGUGCAAGGCGGGCAAGCUUGAUCUUGCUAGUGAGCUGUUUGGGAGAUUUUCCGAAAUGGAAUUGGCACCAAGUGCUUAUACUUAUUCAAUCAUGAUCAAUGGGUUUUGCAAGGGUGGACAGUUAGAAAAGGCGAAUAAUCUGUUUUUGGAGAUGGAGAAGAAAGGUUGUGCUCCCGAUGUAGCCACCUUUAACACGCUUAUGCGGGGAUUUUGCGAUAAUAAUGACGCAGACAAAGUGGUGGAGCUUCUUCAUUUGAUGGCGGAGAGAAGUUUCGUACCGGAUUCAUACACAGCAGCUAUUGUUGUGGACUUACUGUCGAAAGACCAAAGCUACCUGAAAUAUCUCGAAUUGAUUCCCAGUUUUUCUGACAAGGGCGAAGAAAUGAGGACACGAUGAAUACGGAGUGCCGGUAGUUAAAGUUGUAGUUCCUCGAGCUCAACAUGUAAGAUACUGGAUCGAGUUCACUACACAUGAACCAGAAAUCAGAAUACUUAGAAUUGUAUUUGUUGGGCAAAAACCUA